Molecule: messenger RNA, 3466 nt
Organism: Anopheles maculipalpis
Lineage: Eukaryota; Metazoa; Arthropoda; Insecta; Diptera; Culicidae
Gene: Nc73EF
Product: 2-oxoglutarate dehydrogenase complex component E1
Exons: 13
Coding region: 215-3454 (1079 amino acids)
Biological process (GO): tricarboxylic acid cycle
Cellular component (GO): oxoglutarate dehydrogenase complex; mitochondrion
Molecular function (GO): oxoglutarate dehydrogenase (succinyl-transferring) activity; thiamine pyrophosphate binding
Source: RefSeq, a predicted model, not a curated record
AAAAAAGGCAAACUGUCACAUUCAGCGAAAAAAGAAGCAGAAGUUUGGUGCGUGCGUGCGUGUGAGAAUCUGAUCCAAAUCGUCGUCCACCGACGCACCUUUUGUUCGGUACGGGUCACACGGAAUCUUCCGUCGUUUAAACAUUUGGACUAGUGCUUCUCUACCAUCUAUCUCUCUCUCCCGUAAAGAGGUUUAGGACAAAACAACUGUCAAAAUGCAUCGCGCAAGAACAGCUCUCCAUAUGGUGAACCCGAUGGGUCAGCAGAAUUUCGGAGCAUUUCUGCUGAAGAAACCAGCGUCGAAGCUGACCACGGAACUGGUUGCCGCUUCGUCCGUGAAGCUUUACAACUCCGCUGCAGCCGAACCGUUCCUGAAUGGUUCUUCGUCAAACUACAUUGACGAUAUGUAUAAUGCAUGGCUGCGGGAUCCAGCUUCCGUGCACGCGUCCUGGGAUGCAUAUUUCCGCAACAACUCGUACGCCGCACCACCGAGCUUAGCUCCGGUACCGAAGAACCAUGUACCCGCCGCACAGUACCUCGGCAGCUCGCUGCCAGCCGUGGCCGGCGGAGGCGUCGCCGUCGGUGGACGUAUCGACGAUAAGCUGAUCGAUGAUCAUCUUGCCGUGCAAGCCAUCAUUCGUAGCUAUCAGAUCAGAGGGCAUAAUGUGGCCCGUCUUGACCCGCUCGGCAUCAAUAGUGCAGACCUGGACGAUAAAACUCCACCAGAGUUGCUGUACUCGUCCUACCGUUUUGUACACCAAAGGAUCUUGGAGUGUGUAAGCAAUGAAGAUCGUCAACUGCUGAUGGGGAUGAAGGAAGCCGACAUGGAACGCGUCUUCAAGCUGCCGAGCACAACGUUCAUCGGUGGUAAGGAAAAGUUCCUGCCGCUGCGUGAAAUUCUGGGCCGACUGGAGAAGGCGUACUGCAACAAAAUCGGCGUCGAGUUCAUGUUCAUCAACUCGCUCGAACAGUGUAAUUGGAUCCGCGAACGCUUCGAAACGCCCAACAUCAUGACGUACACGAACGACGAGAAACGACUCAUUCUGGCCCGCCUAACGCGCGCCACCGGAUUCGAAGCAUUCUUGGCGAAGAAAUUCUCGUCAGAAAAGCGUUUCGGUCUGGAGGGUUGCGAGAUCAUGAUACCCGCGAUGAAGGAGGUAAUUGAUGUGUCGACGCGUCUGGGCGUUGAGUCGAUCAUCAUGGGUAUGCCGCAUCGUGGUCGUUUGAACGUGCUGGCCAACGUGUGCCGUAAGCCGCUGCACCAGAUCUUUACGCAGUUUGCCGGUUUGGAAGCGGCCGAUGAUGGUUCUGGUGACGUAAAAUACCAUCUCGGUACGUACAUUGAGCGUCUCAAUCGUGUGACGAACAAGAACAUUCGUCUAGCCGUCGUCGCCAACCCGUCCCAUCUGGAGGCGGUCGAUCCGGUCGUCCAGGGUAAGACGCGUGCUGAACAGUUCUACCGCGGUGAUGGUGAGGGCAAGAAGGUGAUGUCGAUCCUGCUGCACGGUGAUGCCGCAUUCUGCGGACAGGGUGUGGUGUUUGAGACGAUGCAUUUGUCCGACCUGCCGGACUACACCACGCACGGUACGAUCCACAUUGUGGUGAACAAUCAGAUUGGUUUCACAACCGAUCCGCGUCAUUCGCGUUCGUCGCCCUACUGUACGGACGUGGCACGCGUCGUCAAUGCGCCAAUCUUCCACGUGAACGGUGACGAUCCGGAGGCGGUGAUGCACGUGUGCAAGGUGGCUGCCGAGUGGCGUGCCACAUUCCACAAGGACGUCAUCAUCGAUAUCGUGAGCUACCGUCGCAAUGGACACAACGAAAUCGAUGAGCCAAUGUUCACGCAACCGCUGAUGUACAAAAAGAUUCGCGGUACGAAGCCGGCACUCGAUAUCUACGCUAAUCAGCUAAUUAGCGAGGGAGUUGUGACGGCUGAGGAGGUUAAGAGCGUGAAGGACAAGUACGAGAAGAUUUGCGAGGAAGCGUUCGAGCAGGCAAAGACCGAAACGCACAUCAAGUACAAGGACUGGAUCGAUUCGCCAUGGUCGGGCUUUUUCGAGGGCAAGGACCCACUGAAGGUCGCCCCGACCGGUGUAAUUGAGGAGACGCUGGUACACAUCGGUAAUCGGUUCUCGUCGCCACCACCGAACGCUGCCGAAUUCGUCAUCCACAAGGGUUUGCUGCGUGUGCUGGCCGCUCGUAAGGAAAUGUUGGAAAACAAAACCAUCGAUUGGGCUUUGGCCGAAGCGAUGGCGUUCGGUUCGCUGCUGAAGGAAGGCAUCCACGUGCGUCUGUCCGGACAGGACGUGGAGCGUGGUACUUUCUCGCAUCGUCAUCACGUCCUGCACCAUCAGACGGUGGAUAAGGCAACGUACAGGCCGCUGUGCCAUCUGUACCCGGAUCAGGCCCCGUACACGGUGUGCAAUAGCUCGCUGUCCGAGUUUGGUGUGCUCGGAUUUGAGUUGGGCUACUCGAUGACCAACCCGAACGCGCUCGUCUGCUGGGAGGCUCAGUUUGGCGAUUUCAACAACACCGCACAGUGCAUUAUUGAUCAGUUCGUGUCGUCGGGCCAGGCAAAGUGGGUGCGCCAGAGUGGUUUGGUGAUGCUGUUGCCGCACGGUAUGGAGGGUAUGGGACCGGAACAUUCGUCGGCUCGUGUCGAACGAUUCCUGCAGAUGUGCUCGGACGAUCCCGACUACUUCCCGCCAGAGUCGGACGAAUUUGCCAUCCGGCAACUGCACGACAUUAACUGGAUCGUGGCUAACUGUUCGACCCCGGGCAACUACUUCCACCUGUUGCGUCGCCAGAUUGCGCUACCGUUCCGGAAGCCGCUGAUCGUGCUGACGCCCAAGUCGCUGCUGCGUCAUCCGGAGUGCAGAAGCAACUUCAGCGAAAUGACGGACGGAACCGAAUUCAAGCGAUUGAUACCCGACGCAUUGACCGCCGAAAACCCGAACCAGGUUAAGCGUGUGAUCUUCUGUACUGGCCGUGUGUACUACGAUCUGCUGAAGGCCCGCCGUGACCGCAAGCUGGAUAAUGAUAUUGCGAUCAGCCGUAUCGAACAGAUCUCGCCCUUCCCUUACGACCUGGUGAAGGCCGAGUGCGCCAAAUAUCCGAACGCCGAGCUGGUGUGGGCCCAAGAAGAGCACAAGAAUCAAGGCUGCUGGACGUACGUGCAGCCACGCUUCGACACCGCGAUCAACUCGACUCGUGAUUUCAGCGUGCAAGAAGAAAAGCUUGUGCAGCAGAAAACCGGCCAAGGAUUCAAUAUCCCGCAAGGUACCUUUAACUCUCCGACGAGCGGUUCUGCGGCCAGCAAGGGUCGCAAAGUGCGAAUCUCAUCGCGACCACUUAGCUAUGUUGGACGUCCGUGUGGUGCAUCUACCGCCACCGGUUCGAAGGCGCAACACUUGAAGGAAUUGAAAAAUCUACUGGACGACGCGAUGGCCUUGUAAAUUCGCUGCUGC